Messenger RNA from Aspergillus bombycis, 1407 nucleotides. RefSeq names its product putative APSES transcription factor. Lineage: Eukaryota; Fungi; Ascomycota; Eurotiomycetes; Eurotiales; Aspergillaceae. Bases 1 to 1407 code for a protein of 468 amino acids. The record is from RefSeq and is a predicted model, not a curated record. Gene Ontology annotation, cellular component: nuclear membrane complex Bqt3-Bqt4. Gene Ontology annotation, molecular function: DNA binding. Gene Ontology annotation, biological process: mitotic telomere tethering at nuclear periphery; meiotic attachment of telomere to nuclear envelope. The transcript is spliced from 5 exons.
AUGGCGCGCUUACUGCCAAAGAAGAACAAUCCCCACAUCCUCCCACCGGAGACUCCUACCUACGAGGAACUCUUGCGGUGCCGACGUUUGGGAAAAACAAAUCUCACGGUGAGACCUACAGUGAUCGGUACGUCGAAUGCGACAAAGCCGGAGAACCUUGGACCCUUCGAAUAUGCGCAUUUGCGCGUGAAGCUGCCCAGGGACCUCAAAGGCUCUGAAAUAUUUCCUUCACAUAACACCCAGCAACAACCGGAGACGUACUUUUUGAUGCGACGCAGCAAAGAUGGAUACGUCAGCGCUACCGGGAUGUUUAAAAUUGCCUUCCCCUGGGCAAAAUUGGAGGAGGAGCGGACUGAGCGUGAAUAUGUGAAGGCUCGUAAGGAAACCAGCGAGGAUGAAAUCGCCGGAAAUGUUUGGAUCUCGCCAAUACUAGCUCUCGAGUUAGCAAAGGAGUAUCAGAUGUAUGAUUGGGUACGAGCAUUGCUUGAUCCCACCGAGAUUGUACAGACCCCAUCCAGUACGAAGAAGCACAUGCAGAUCACCCCACCUCCUCGAUUCGAUUUGCCCCCGAUUGAAGCACCAGCCCAGCUUACUGCGGCACCGCGCCUGCGAAGAGGCCGGUCUGCUUCCCCCAGCAAAAAGCUCCCUUCCCCACAAAAGCUCUCUUCCCCGCGCAAGGCAAGGAGCACGAGAGCUAGGGAAGUCAAGGACGUGAAGGAGGCAACCAGUGAGGCAAAUGCAAACCUUCAGUCUGCCUUGGAUGCUACAGCCGAGUCCGGAUCGGUCAAUGGCACCAUCCAACCCAGUGUGGAACGCGAUGAAGAGAGAGUGGCCCCUACUCCCAAGAAGUCUGCGUCAACACCAAAGUCCACGAAGACACCCAGAGCUGCCCGGGCAAAGGAGCUUAAGGAGCUGAAGGAGCUCAAAGAGGUCGAGGAGGUCGAGGAGGUCGAGGAGACCAAGGAGACCAAGGAGACCAAGGAGACCAAGGAGACCAAGGAGGAGAAUGUCAAACUGGAGGUUGGAACUAAUGCCGACGAAGCCAAAGAUGUACAAACGACCCAGACCACCGUCUCGGUGGAAUUACCCGUUUCUCUCCUUCCGGAUGCUCCAUCUGCGGAAGAUACCGAACAAAUGAUUGCCAAGGCCAAGGAAAUGGUAGAAGAGGCUGCUAAGCUUCAGAGCACAGAGGAGGAGCCCGUGCCAUCGUCAUCAAAGGCUGCUAAGAAGCGCAACAUCGAAGAAGCGCUCAGUGACGACGAGGAGGACGAAGAAACAAAGGCCCUGCGGACCAAGAGGGCAAAGGUCUUGGAAGAGAAGUUGAAGCGUGAACGUGUUAGGAACCGCGCUCUUGUCGGCGUCACUGCUGCUUUUGCACUUGCGGCUUCCAUUCCUUAUUUCUUUUAG